Messenger RNA from Frankliniella occidentalis (western flower thrips), 1460 nucleotides. RefSeq lists its product as uncharacterized. NCBI's taxonomy places the organism in Eukaryota, Metazoa, Arthropoda, Insecta, Thysanoptera, Thripidae. The record is from RefSeq and is a predicted model, not a curated record. The coding region runs from base 170 to 814 and encodes 214 amino acids. The transcript is spliced from 2 exons.
UCACUGAUAUUCGCUGCGCAUCGCGAACUCGCAGUCUCGCUAUCCGUCGAACGCUCGUUCGCUCGCUCCGCGAAUAAUCUGACGCCGAGUAAGCAACAGCGCGACCAGCAGUGCCGGACCCACCGCCGACAUACAGUGCAACGUCAUCCCUGCCCCAACCCUCAACCAGAUGGCGUGCGAGAUGAACGUGGAGGAUGUCAGCCAGACCGGGCCCACCGCACGACAGCAGGAAAAGGAGGCCCGCCUUGCAGAAGCGCCAGGGGUGACUCGGCUGGUCAAGGUGUGGUGCCACGAGGACCCUGCCUGGAGCCUCCAGCUGCUGAGGUGCGCCGCGCCCUCGCUGGAGCUGCUCAGUGUGUAUUUCGCCCUCGAGGACCAUCUGCGGGAGGUGCACGACGCCAUGCCGCGGCUGAGGAGGCUGGAGCUGUCGGGUGGUUAUGCCCUGCUGCACGCCCAGCCCCCCGAGCUGCCCACGCUCCCGCCGGGACGCGACGGCCUGCAGUGGCUCAGCGUGGGGACCCUUCCCCGCGCCACGACGCAGUCCCUGCUGAAAGCGCACGCCGGUACGCUGGAGGAGCUGCAACUGUACGUGGGCACGCCGGGGAUCAAGGAGUGGCCAGACACCUGCGGCGACCUGCACUCGCUGCUGCAGCAGAGCGGGCUGCAGGCCCUCAGAAGGCUCGUGCUGCGGAGGUGGGGCUGCAGCCACAAGCCAGUCACCUGCAGCGAGCAGCGCGCCGAGGUGCGGCGGGUGCUGCCCGGGGCCGAGGUGCUGUGCAGCGAGUGUGACCCUGUGGAGCUAGCAGAGGUCUAGCGUCUAGCGCGAAGUGGUAUGCACAUUACUCACUGGGGUGGCGGCCGAGGAAACAAUAUUCUAUAUGUAACGUUGCAGUUUCAAUGAUGAACAAGUUGCAAGGUGUACCAAAUGAAUUUGCUACAAAAUUAAUCUGCUCGUUCUUUACUAUAUUUGUUUUGUGUUUGGGAGUUUUGUGCAUGUAGCGCCUGCAAAACAGUAGGUAGGCAAUCCCGCUAUGCAGCCAUGUGCCAUUGGCGCUGGUACGCUAUAAUGUGAGGGGCUCUGCUAAUAUGUUAAAGCUUAGCGAGUCCAAUAGACAAUAGGAUUCUACUUUUGCUUUUGCUUAACAUAAAUAUGAAUAAAUAACCGUUUAUUUUUUUAAAGACCAGCAUCUAUUUGAGUGGUUUUGGAUAAUCAAAACAACCAAAAGUAAACGGAACAACUAGAACUUUUAAAUACACAUAUAUUAUGAUCGAUAAUUGUUAUGUUAAAUGAAGAAUGUCAACUUAAACAUUGGUAGUACAUAUUAAUCCAUUCCAGCUAUGUCGAAGAGAUUCUGUGGUCACAAGUUGGUUGAUCAGAUAAAGUGCAAUCCCCAUAGCUUAAAAACUAAAAGUCCACGUGUCACAAAACUUUUGGAAUAAAUCAGAGUUGGCAUGAGCUA